Messenger RNA from Cercocebus atys (sooty mangabey), 3785 nucleotides. RefSeq names its product EF-hand calcium binding domain 13 (gene EFCAB13). The record is from RefSeq and is a predicted model, not a curated record. Gene Ontology annotation, molecular function: calcium ion binding. NCBI's taxonomy places the organism in Eukaryota, Metazoa, Chordata, Mammalia, Primates, Cercopithecidae.
CAAAGUGCUGGGAUUACAGACGUGAGCCACCGCACCUGGCCUACAACAUCUUUUGUUUGCAGUAGCAUUGUUUUGAGAGGCAAUGUUCUAUGGGACUGAAGACCACAGGCUUGGAGUUAAAUUGUCUGAAUUCAAAUUCUGUCUCCACUAUUUGCUGGCUGUGUGAUCUUGGGAAACUUGAUCUCUUAAGUCUUUAUCAUAUUUAGCACACAGUGAGCAUGCAGUAACAUGAGUGAUUACUACUGUCUUAGCAGUUCUGCUUCUCAGGGUUUAUUUAAAUAAACAGAUGUACUUGGAUUUCUUUGCUUUGUAUGCCAUUUGAAACUGGAUUUCUCCUCAUACCACAAAAGAUAAAGUUAAGGAACUGGAUGAUCUGUGAUUUAUAGUCUACUAACUGCUUUUUCUAGUGUUUGCCCACAUAUCUGUGUUGGUGAAAUACUGUGUAUCAUACCCCAAGUCAGUGUUACAUUGAAGAGAUAACUUCAGGUAGGUAAAUAUAAUUGCUUAAGUGUCCUAAACAAGCAUAUGAUUUUUUCUUUCUCUUUUUUUUUGGCAGGAAAUCCUUUUGUACUAUUGCUCAUUCAUACUUGUUCAUCAAAGCCUGGAUUCUUUAAGGACAGAAUUUACCUCUAAACAGAAAGAUGGAAACUAACAUACAUUUUUUCUGCCAGGCAGAGGAAAAUAUUGACUUCUUAGAUGAUGGCUCUAAUUCUUUUGCAACUGGCUUGCCAUCAGGAACUAUUAACCACAAGAAAUACAUCAAGUUUUCUAAAACAAUAGAGAAGAAAAUUUCACCGGAAGUUAGGAGUUUGAGCCCAGAAUAUAAAAAAAUAUUUGAAACGUCAGUAUUCCUUUGUGGAGAAGAAAAGUCCUCUGAUUUUUCAGUAGGAAAAAAAGGUGGGAGAAAGAGUUUACAAGUACAACAGCACAGUAAAAGAACUGAGAUUAUCCCUCCUUUUCUGAAGCUGUCAAAGGAGAAGGUGACUAGGAAAGAAAACUCUUUAUGCAAGUUGCCGAAUCAGUACAGCCUUCACAAGACUUCAUCACCUCUUUAUACAUCUUCCGCAAUUACUCGGGAAAAGGAAAUGCUAUCUAACCUCUACAUGACAUUAUAUGAUGAAGUAACCCAUGGAUAUUUAUACUCACAAGAAUUAAGUGCACUUCAUAAAGCCUGUAAAAUUUUUAGUAAAAUUCGAAGUGGUAAGAUUUAUGUGAAUGAUCUUCCAGUGAUCCUCGGCAUCUUGAGAAUUUCUAUAAGUGAUUUAGAAAUGCGACAGGCACUAAAGACUAUUGAUAUUGAUGUUAAUGGAAUGCUGGAUUUUUCAAAUUUCCUUAAAGCUGUGGCUGAUGUUUCUUAUAUGGUCUCUCAGAAUCCAGCAUUCUGGGAUGCCUUGAAGAUUUUCUGUAGGAUAAAAGGUGGUCGAGUUUCAACUGAUGAAAUAUUUGGUGUUUUGGAUAGCAUGGGUAUCCCUAUAAACCCUGAAAUUUUAGAAGAAGUGAUAAAACAUACCUAUAUUGACAGUAACCACAUGGUGGAUAUUGGGGAUAUUAUAUUUAUUUUGAAUGAGCUACAGGAACAGUAUGAGGAUGUUCCAAUUACAGAAGAAUCACCUUUGGAUGAAAUUACUUCAGACAGAAAGUUAUCAAGUAUAGCAGGAUGCUAUCUAAAAUAUAAGAAGAAAAACAGUUUAUCUUCCAAACUCCCUGAACCUUCAAUAUCCAAAAAGUUAAAUAACAAAAGCAGCCAAUAUUAUAGCAAAAUUAUGGAGAACGAUGACCUUGAAUCUAAAAGAUCAAAAAAUACUUGGCAAAUAAGAAAAUUUCUGGAUGGGGUCAGCAGCAGUAAUGUAGGAGUCCAAGAACCAUAUUCAAAGAAUGGCAUAAACUUUAAAAAACAUUCAGAGAAGGGUGAAAUUCAUGACUCAAAGUCUAAACCACAAAGCUUGAAGAGUAGUACAAGCCUCAGUAAGUCGCUGGAUAAAAGUGAUAUUUCUAGUAUCCCAAAACUUCAGAAGCCAACUGUAAGAAAGCGUUCCAGCCUCCUAAAGCAGGUUUCGUCUACAGAAAAAACUGCAAUUAAUACUCUGGAAAACUUCUGUGAAGCUAUCAGUAAACUUCAAGAAAAUUACAUUUCAGCAGAAGGACUUCAGUCUAUUUUGCCUUCAGUAGGAAUUACUUUAUUAGAUAAAGAAUUCCAGAAGAUUGUGACAGACACUAGUAGAAAUGAGAAUGGAAUGGUGGAGUUAGAUGACUUUAUAAGUACUCUCGCCAACGAGCAAAGUUUUCCUGAAUGCAAUGCAUUGCCUGGUGUCAUUAAAGCCAUUGAUAAAAUUAAAGAUAAAAAUGUGGAUUAUGAGGAUCUAAAUACUUGUCUUCAAAAUUUUGGUAUUUACCUUUCUAAGCCAGAAUUUAAGAAGAUCACAGAAUUGACUGAAGCUGGUGAAACAAAAAAAGUGAAUUUUAGAGAAUUCAUUGAUACUAUGAUGAGCAACACGGAAUGCUUCUCUGAAAAAUUAUUAUUGCCUGAUGCUAUUGAAACCCUCGACAAUCUCAGAAAGGAGACGAUGAGUGUUUCUGACCUGUGGAAUAUUCUGUCUAGUUUGAAUAGUAAUUUAAAAAAGGAUGAAUUUCUAGCUGCAUUGAAACUAGUUACAGUUGAUGAAGGUGACAAAGUACAAUUUGAAGAAUUUGCACAAGUAGUAAGGAAUAUGCGUGAUGCUGCCAGGUUAGAAGAGUUACAGGAAGUUGUCUUAGCUGCUGAUUUGCUUGAAGGUGACAUGAUAGCUGAGGAGAACUUGGAAGACUUUCUAAGAAAUAUUGGGAUUAAGUCACCUAAAGAAGAGGUAGAGAAAAUUCUUCAAUCAGAUUUUGUUUCUGAAGAUAACAUGGUGAACAUUAAAGACUGUAUGAGGGCUUUGAGGGACACCCAGAAAUUUUCCAAUUAUAUUGCAUUGAAUGAGACUAUCAAUACAUUGGACUCCAUGAAAGAAAAUUGUCAGUUUGACAAAGACAAAAAUCCAGAUGUACUUGAAAACACUGAUAGGCUUUCUUUUACUGAUGACAUACUUCAAGAAGUAACAGAUGACUCCUUUGUUGAAGAUUUUGGGAAAGAGGCUUCAAAUCUAAAAUUACCAAAGGUGAACGAGAUUAAAGAAGUUGCUAACAUCUUGUCACAUGUUGAUAAUGGCAAGAUUGGUGUACCUGAUUUGGAGCAUGCCUUGAAAUGUUUGAAUGUUAAUUUAACUGAGGAGGACUUCAAUGGAGCCCUUAACUGUUGUAACGUCAGUGAUAAUAUGGAGGUGGAUUUAAAAGAUUUCUUAAUUAAAAUGAAAGAAAGUCCACAUUUCCAAAAGUCCAAAGCUACACAGAUACUCUUAGCUGCUACCCAAAUUCUCCAGAAUGAUCUAAAUGAUGUCUCUGAGCUCAAGACGUUAUUGAUGGACAAGGACCUUCAUACAGCUAAUGCUAUACUUACUGUAAUGUUAAGACAUGUACCUGAACAUGAAAGUGGCAAGGUUACCAUUCAAGAAUUUAUGACUAAAUUCUCCGAUAUAUUGACAAUUCCUAAACCUGCAGGUAAGUUUUAUUUAAUAUGUAAUUAUUGCCCAGAUCUAGAAAGGCAAGCAGUGGUUUAGUUAAAAACAAUACAGGAUUCAAUAGUUAAAGCACAGGUAAGUAAGAAGCAAUACAAUAUGAAUAUGAAACAACACAAGAGUAGAUUACAUAACUUCUAUUUGAAUUCUAAGGCAAAUAUUGCUAAACUUAACCCAAACUCAAAAUUUUAG